Molecule: messenger RNA, 1416 nt
Organism: Chaetura pelagica (chimney swift)
Lineage: Eukaryota; Metazoa; Chordata; Aves; Apodiformes; Apodidae
Gene: TMCC3
Product: transmembrane and coiled-coil domain family 3
Exons: 3
Coding region: 10-1332 (440 amino acids)
Cellular component (GO): endomembrane system
Source: RefSeq, a predicted model, not a curated record
AGACAUGACAUGAAUACCCUGAGUUUACCGCUUAGCAUUCGCCGUGGAGGCUCUGACACCAACCUGAACUUUGAUGUACCAGAUGGCAUUCUGGAGUUUCACAAAGUCAAACUCAGUGCAGAUAGCUUGAAACAGAAAAUCCUCAAGGUUACAGAACAAAUCAAAGUUGAACAAACAGCUCGCGAUGGAAAUGUCGCUGAGUAUUUGAAGCUGGUAAACAGUGCAGACAAGCAACAAGCUGGACGCAUUAAACAAGUAUUUGAGAAAAAGAACCAGAAAUCUGCCCACUCCAUUGCUCAGCUACAGAAGAAAUUGGAACAGUAUCACAAAAAGCUCAAGGAUAUUGAGCAAAACGGAUCUUCCAAAAGUACUAAGGAAACCUCCAAAGAUAAUUUAAAAGAUACUCAGCAUGGAAAGUCUCGAACCUCUGGGCAUGGAACAGAGAGCAGCAAGUCGGGUGUGCCGGGUGUAUCCUUGACACCACCUAUCUUUGUUUUCAGCAAGUCUAGAGAGUUUGCAAACCUGAUCCGAAACAAAUUUGGUAGCGCAGACAACAUCGCUCAUCUCAAAAACACCUUGGAUGAAUUUCGGCCAGAAUCGAGUUCAAGAACAUAUGGGGGCAGUGCCACCAUUGUUGCCAAACCAAAAUAUGUUAGUGAUGAUGAAUGCUCCAGUGGGACUUCUGGCUCAGCAGAUAGUAAUGGGAAUACUUCCUUUGGUCCUGCUGUUGCAAGUACCCUGGACAGCCAGGGAAAGCUUUCCAUAAUUUUGGAGGAACUAAGGGAAAUCAAGGAGACACAGUCCCAGUUAGCUGACGAUAUUGAGAAUUUAAAAGCACAAUUUAAAAGAGACUAUGGCUUUAUUUCUCAGAUGUUACAAGAGGAAAGAUAUAGAUACGAAAGAUUGGAAGACCAGUUAAAUGACCUCACUGAUCUUCAUCAACAUGAGACAGCAAACUUGAAACAAGAGCUAGCCAGCAUAGAGGAGAAAGUGGCAUAUCAGGCAUAUGAGCGAUCACGAGAUGUUCAGGAAGCCUUGGAAUCAUGCCAGACCCGGGUUUCAAAGCUGGAGCUCCAUCAGCAGGGACAGCAAGCACAGCAGUCCGAAACGGUUAAUGCCAAAGUGCUCCUGGGGAAAUGUAUAAAUGUUAUCCUGGCCUUCAUGACUGUCAUCUUAGUGUGCGUUUCCACCAUUGCAAAGUUCAUUGCUCCUAUGAUGAAGAGCCGUUUUCAUAUCAUUUGCACUUUUUUUGCAGUGACACUGCUGGCAAUAUUUUGUAAAAACUGGGAUCAUAUUAUUUGUGCCAUAGAAAGGAUGAUUAUACCCAGAUGAAGCGGCUUGUCUGGCUGCUUUUUCUUUUUCUUUUUUUUUUUUUUUUCCCCUCCCUGUUUUCUAAGUGCUGUAUGUACACGUAAU